Messenger RNA from Acinonyx jubatus (cheetah), 873 nucleotides. Its product is annotated as protein FAM209-like. The record is from RefSeq and is a predicted model, not a curated record. The transcript has 2 exons. NCBI's taxonomy places the organism in Eukaryota, Metazoa, Chordata, Mammalia, Carnivora, Felidae. Bases 16 to 789 code for a protein of 257 amino acids.
CCGGGCUCGGAAGGAAUGUUCUGGCAGGGAGCUGGCGUCCCCCGGCUGCCCGUCUUCUCGCUCUUGACCGCCCCUCGGAAAGUUCUCCGCCUCCUUCAGGCCUCACUCCCAGGCAACCGCUGCGAGCCUCCUCAUCGCCUAGCCUGGAGCCGUCACAAUGGCCAGGGCGGCCCCCGCCUCUGUGACAUCACCAACGGCCCAGCCCUGGGCACCCAGUCUCCAGGUGCAGGCACACAGACCCACCAUGAGCUAUUCCCUCCCCCGCCUCUGCUCACCAUGCGGAUGCUGACAUGGGUCUUGUUCUUGCCUCUGUGCCUCUCCUGCGGCUGUGCCUUCAUGUUCACGUCUCUGAGAGAGAAAGCCAAGGAACCCCAGGGCAAGGUGCCUUGCGGAGGGCACUUCCGGAUCAGGCAGAAUCUCCCAGAGCACGCCCAAGGCUGGCUUGGGAGAAAAUGGCUCUGGCUUUUUUUUGUCGUCGUGCUGUAUGUGAUACUAAAGUUUCGAGGGGAUCGCGAGAAGACUAAGGAGCUGAAUCCUUCUGGGCUUCGAGGCUGCUCAUUUCGCUCUCCGCUGAAGAAGACUCAAAAUACUUCCCCCAGCAAAGACUAUGCGUUCAAUACCUUAACCCAGCUCGAGGUGGACCUUGUGAAAUUUGUGUCCAAGGUGCGCAACCUGAAAGUCGCCAUGGCAGCUGGAGGUAACUCCAAGCUUCAGAACCUGGAGGCGCCUGUGGACCCUCACAAUAAUAUCACCAUCUAUGAGAUAUGGGGGGAAGAAGACUCUGAAUGAAUGGAUUUAUGUGUCAGAGGAGGAGAGAAAAAGCUGAGUGUUGACAGACCCUAUGUAAACUAAUAAAACUAUUCUGAAGAAAAA